Molecule: messenger RNA, 381 nt
Organism: Clonostachys rhizophaga
Lineage: Eukaryota; Fungi; Ascomycota; Sordariomycetes; Hypocreales; Bionectriaceae
Source: the annotation of a GenBank genome assembly
AUUCUACGCCAAGCCGCUUCGUCUUCCCGGGCGCCUCUCUCAACUGGGCUUGAUUCUACGCAUAAGCUUGCUCUUGAGUCGCGUGCACAAGAGGAGGUGGUAUGGCCUCGGGCAUUAGGGAAAACCCCGACAAGACCUGCAAAAGUACGGAGAAGCCGCUGCUUGCGAGGGAAGGCUGACGCGGAAUUGGCUUGGAAGGAUGCAGUGGUUGGAGGUUGCGAGUGCCAGCCCGACAGAGUCGGAGCUGUAACAACAGCAGAGGUCACAGUGGUUAUUAUGGGUACGGCUUGCUCAAUAUACUCUAUAGCGAGAAUAGCGUAUGGUGUAGUGUAUGUUCUGAUUGAGGAUGAUUCCCGGGGCGUUAUGAGAGCGUUGGUCUAG